This is a messenger RNA of Nematolebias whitei (Rio pearlfish), 1701 nucleotides long. RefSeq names its product phosphoglucomutase-1-like. The record is from RefSeq and is a predicted model, not a curated record. Gene Ontology annotation, cellular component: cytosol. Bases 1 to 1701 code for a protein of 566 amino acids. Gene Ontology annotation, biological process: carbohydrate metabolic process. Gene Ontology annotation, molecular function: phosphoglucomutase activity; magnesium ion binding. The transcript has 11 exons. NCBI's taxonomy places the organism in Eukaryota, Metazoa, Chordata, Actinopteri, Cyprinodontiformes, Rivulidae.
AUGGAGCGUGGUCCUUUGCAGGUGCUGACCAUUCCUACAGCUCCUUACCCCAACCAGAGACCCAGCGUCAGCGGCCUGAGGAAAAAGGUUUAUGUGUUUCAGACCAAGAAGAACUACCUGCACAACUUCAUUCAGAGUAUCUUCUCAUCAAUUGACUUACCUGACCGGCAGGGUUCAACCAUGGUGGUGGGAGGAGAUGGACGCUUCUUCAACAGAUCUGCUGUUGAGGUCAUUGUUCAAAUGGCAGCUGCCAAUGGGAUUGGUUGUCUGAUCAUUGGACAACACGGGAUAAUGUCAACGCCAGCCAUCUCCUGUGUGAUCAGGAAACACAAAGCCAUUGGUGGCAUCAUCCUCACUGCCAGCCACAAUCCUGGUGGACCUGAUGGAGACUUUGGCAUUAAGUUUAAUACUGCAAAUGGAGGGCCUGCAAAGGAAACCAUCACAAACAAGAUUUUUCAGAUCAGCCGAACCAUUGAGGAGUUUGCCAUUUGCCCCGGACUGCGUGUAGAUCUGAAUACGCUGGGAAAACAAACGUUUGAUCUGGAGAAUAAGUUCAAACCUUUCACAGUGGAAAUCGUUGACCCUGUUGAAUCAUAUGCUAACCUUAUGAGAAACAUCUUUGACUUUGCUGCUCUGAAGGAGCUUCUGUCUGGAGAGAACCAUAUCAACAUAAGACUAGAUGCCAUGCAUGGAGUGGUUGGACCAUAUGUGACGAAGAUCAUGUGUGAUGAGUUGGGUUGUCCUGCCAGUUCUGCCAUUAACUGUGUCCCUAUGGAGGACUUUGGAGGUCAGCACCCCAAUCCUCACCUUAUGUACGCAACAGAUCUGGUUGACAGCAUGAAAGACGGACAGUAUGAUUUUGGUGCUGCAUUUGAUGGGGAUGGGGACCGUAACAUGAUCCUGGGUAAAAACGGUUUUUUCGUCACCCCGUCUGAUUCUGUGGCUGUGAUUGCUGACAACAUUUUCUGCAUCCCAUACUUUCAGCGUACAGGCGUGAGGGGCUUUGCUCGUAGCAUGCCUACAAGCACAGCGUUAGACAGAGUAGCCAAGGCAACGAAAAUUGAUCUGUAUGAGACUCCAACAGGGUGGAAGUUCUUUGGAAACCUGAUGGAUGCAGGCAUGCUGUCAUUGUGUGGGGAGGAAAGUUUUGGAACAGGUGGAGAUCAUAUUCGAGAGAAGGAUGGGCUUUGGGCUGUGCUGGCAUGGCUCUCUAUCCUUUCCAGCAAAAGACAGAACGUGGAAGAUAUCGUUAAGGGGCACUGGAUAAAAUAUGGAAGGAACUACUUCACAAGAUACGACUACGAGGAUGUAGACAUAGAUGCAGCGUGUGACAUGAUGGAGGAUUUGGAGAUUCUGAUUACAGACAAGUCAUUUGUAAAGCAGAGAUUUGCAGUAGAAGACAAGAUUUACCAGGUGGAAAAAGCAGACAACUUUGAGUACACGGACCCUGCUGACAGCACUAUCUCCAGGAACCAGGGACUACGGAUUAUCUUCUCCGAUGGUUCCCGAAUAAUCUACAGACUGAGUGGGACAGAUACUGUCGGGGCAACAGUUCGGAUCUACAUUGACAGCUAUGAGAAGGAACUUAUUUUAGAGGACACGCAGGUAAAAGUGAUGCUGGCACCCCUCGCAACUAUCGCCCUCAAAAUUUCUCAGCUUCAUCACAGGACAGGUCAAAGUGGUCCGUCAGUCAUUACAUGA